UUCUCUUGGUACCGUUUCCGAGGGUCGCAUUUUCGUUACAGGGUACAACAACACUCUUUCCUUCCAAUCGUUCUAAUGUAUGUAAACCCUCUCUGGCACACACACAUUUCCUGCACUCUUCAUUUCUAGUAUUUAUUUCUCUCCUCGUGAAAACACUGCUUACUCAACAAUUUCUAUGCUACUUACUGUGCAGAACAACGAUUCGAAGCAGAAUCAACCUCGUGAUUACUAUUGGCUUGGAAAUUCACUUUAGUUUAUUGGAUAGGAACAAAAAAAAUGGAAAAUCCGAAACCAGAUGGAUCUGUUUCGAGGCGUGUUUCUCUCAGAAAGAGAGUUAAUAUGCGAAGUUACAAUGAGGGUAUGCUGGAUGAUGAGCUUUUUGACAAGUUGGAUACUAGUUUAAAGAAGAAGAAGGGACCCAAAUAUGAUGUCAAUAAAGAGACUGACACCGAGGCUAUGAUUGCCUUCUCCCUUGGUUUCCCGAUUGAUGCUUUGCUUGACCACGAGAUUCGAUCUGGGGUUGUUAAAGAAUUGGGUGGGAAAGAGCAGAAUGAUUAUAUUGUUAUUAGGAAUCAUAUUUUGGCUCUUUGGAGGGAUAAUGUUAGGAUUUGGUUGACAAAGGGACAGAUUAGAGAAACUGUCACUACUGAGUUUGAACCUUUGCUUAACUCUGCUUAUGACUAUCUUUUAUAUAACGGCCACAUCAAUUUUGGGGUUUCACCCUUGUUUAUUUCCCAGUUUCCUGAGGCAAAGGAAGGGACUGUUAUUGUUAUUGGUGCUGGCCUUGCUGGCUUGGCUGCGGCAAGGCAGCUAUUGUCCUUUGGUUAUAAGGUUAUGGUUUUGGAAGGUAGGAACCGUCCAGGUGGCAGGGUUUAUACUCAGAAGAUGGGGAAAGAGGGUAACUUUGCGGCUGUAGAUCUUGGUGGGAGUGUUAUUACUGGAAUUCAUGCUAAUCCUUUAGCGGUUCUAGCACGCCAACUUUCUAUUCCGCUUCAUAAAGUUAGAGUUGAUUGUCCUUUAUACAAGCCAAACGGGGAUCCGGUUGAUAAGGAGUUAGAUACAAAUGUUGAAUUUGCAUUCAACAGGUUGCUUGACAAAGUUAUGGAGCUGAGGAAAAUUAUGGGUGGGUUUGCAAGUGACACCUCACUUGGAUCAGUCUUGGAGACACUCAAGGCUUUAUAUGCUGUGGCCCAAAGUACCGAUGAGAAGCAAUUAUUGAAUUGGCAUCUUGCGAAUUUAGAAUAUGCAAAUGCUGGGUGUCUUUCAAAUCUUUCGGCUGCCCAUUGGGAUCAGGAUGAUCCUUAUGAAAUGGGUGGUGAUCAUUGUUUUCUUGCUGGAGGCAAUUGGAGAUUGAUAAAAGCUAUGUGCGAAGGGGUUCCUAUUUUUUAUGGGAAGACCGCCAACACUAUCAGAUACGGAAAUGAGGGUGUUGAGAUUAUUGUUGGAGAUCAAGUUUUUCAAGCAGAUUACGCCUUAUGCACUGUGCCUCUCGGAGUUCUGAAAAAGAAGGCUAUUAAUUUUGAACCUGAAUUACCUGCAAGAAAGCUGGAAUCAAUUGAGAGGAUGGGUUUUGGGCUACUGAACAAAGUUGCUAUGGUUUUUCCCCAUGUGUUUUGGGGAGAAGAAUCAGACACAUUUGGAUGUCUCAACGAAAAUAGUCACGAUCGUGGGGAGUUCUUUUUAUUUUACAGUUACCAUACUGUUUCUGGGGGCUCAACACUUAUAGCACUGGUGGCUGGUGAAGCUGCACAAAACUUUGAAACCACUGAUCCAUCCAUCUUGCUUCAUCGGGUUUUGACCACUCUAAAAGGUAUUUUUAAUGCUAAAGGCAUCACUGUGCCUGAUCCAAUACAGUCAAUUUGUACCAGAUGGGGAAGCGAUCCCCUUUCUUAUGGCUCAUACUCCCAUGUUAGUGUGCAUUCAUCUGGUAAGGAUUAUGAUAUACUUGCAGAAAAUGUGGGGAACAGACUGUUCUUUGCAGGUGAAGCCACUAGUAGGCAGUUUCCAGCCACUAUGCAUGGCGCUUUCUUGAGUGGCUUAAGAGAAGCUUCACGCAUUUACCAGUUAACCCAUAAUCAGCAAGUUAAUCCUAAGAAAUCCGUGCCUAAGAAUGGAGGAGCGUUAAACAGGACCUUGAUUAAUUUAUUCAAGAAGCCUGAUUUGGAAUCCGGGAAGUUUUCUUUCAUAUAUGAUUCUUCAUCAGAAGAUCUGCAUUCAAAGGCGAUUAUGCAGAUCACUUUUGGUUGUCCUGAAGAAAUUUACCAUGAGAUAUUAAACUGCUAUCCCAAUCCCACAGAGUUGCCAAUGCAGCUUUACACUAUUAUCUCCCGUGAACAGGUGCAACAGAUGCAGCAAAUUACUGGAGAAGAUAAAAAGAUGUUCUCUUUUUUGACAAAGAACCUCGGGUUGAAAUUUAUGGGUAUAAAUACCUUACUUAAUGCUGGCAACUCGGUUAUCACUAGUAUUGCUGCCUCAAGAAAAGGCAAGAGGAACCGCUCACUUACUCCACAACUUGAUAAUUCAAAGAAGAGUCCAUGAUCAAAGAAGAGAUCAGUUUUAUAUGAUAUGAUGUCCGUGUUGUCGUGUCUUGAUUUGAAAUCAUGAGUCUUAUGUUGGCAGGUUAUAGUGAUAGAUCAAUAAUUGAAAGCAUAUAAAAAAUUUCAAGGGAUGGAAGUGAGAGGUGGUAUUGUAAUUGUAUCAUCUAUAGAAACUUUGUAUGUUGUUGUAGAGUUAGCUAUACUCAUUACUGGAUUUUACAGGCUUGUUUGCCUUGCAUGUUGUUUGUAUGGUAAUUAUAUCUUUCAUUUCCUCAUCGGUUUCAUACAUGUAAUAAAUGAGAGUUAACAUGA
This is a messenger RNA of Vicia villosa (hairy vetch), 2849 nucleotides long. Its product is annotated as lysine-specific histone demethylase 1 homolog 2. The record is from RefSeq and is a predicted model, not a curated record. The transcript is spliced from 3 exons. The coding region runs from base 277 to 2538 and encodes 753 amino acids. Lineage: Eukaryota; Viridiplantae; Streptophyta; Magnoliopsida; Fabales; Fabaceae. Gene Ontology annotation, molecular function: oxidoreductase activity; protein binding.